Messenger RNA from Setaria italica (foxtail millet), 1415 nucleotides. Its product is annotated as 26S proteasome regulatory subunit RPN13. Gene Ontology annotation, biological process: ubiquitin-dependent protein catabolic process. The record is from RefSeq and is a predicted model, not a curated record. The transcript has 14 exons. Gene Ontology annotation, cellular component: proteasome regulatory particle, lid subcomplex; cytoplasm; nucleus. Gene Ontology annotation, molecular function: endopeptidase activator activity; ubiquitin binding; proteasome binding. Bases 241 to 1176 code for a protein of 311 amino acids. Lineage: Eukaryota; Viridiplantae; Streptophyta; Magnoliopsida; Poales; Poaceae.
CCGACUCCACCCCAGGGAUCAGCCGAGAGCCGACCGAGGCGACACCGCGACAGGCGAGAGUCCCCAACCCACAAGCCGCCACCGCCGCCGCCUCCCCUUCCUCUCGUCGUCCUCCCCUCUCUCUCUCCCCCUCUGCUAAAACCGAGCUGGGCUGCUGCGGAGAGGACUUCUGAUCCGUCCAGGCUUGUGGUACAGGAAGCUCUUGAGCGUAUACUUUGCGGUGAUCCCCUUUUUUGGUCGAUGGAGAGCAGUGAACCUCUACAGGAUGUCAUGUGUGAGUUUCGUGCGGGUAAGAUGUCUCUUGAGGGGACACGAGUGGUUCCAGACACACGCAAGGGGCUUGUCCGUGUUGGUAGGGGUGAAGAAGGCUUAGUCCAUUUUCAGUGGCUUGAUCGCGGACAGAACAUAGUUGAAGAUGAUCAAAUUGUCUUUCCUGAUGAGGCUGUCUUCGAGAAGGUGUCAGAAUCUUCUGGAAGGGUUUACAUCUUGAAGUUCAAGCACGACAACAGAAAAUUUUUCUUCUGGAUGCAGGAACCAAAUGCUGAUGGGGACUCCCAGAUUUGCAUCCAAGUUAACGCCUACAUAAAUCGGCCACUAGAUGCUGAGGCAGAUCUUGCAGUGCCUAUCGAAGCAGAAAUGUCUGAAGAUACAGCUGAUGAUGAUAUCUCUUCCAGAGCUGGGAAUUUAGUUGAUCAGAGCAUGACUGCUGAUCUGGCUGGUGAAGUGACAUCUGCUGCUGGACCUGUACGCUUGGAGGACCUGCAGAGAAUACUCAGUGCAAUGCAGCCAUCAGGUGCUGCAGCUGACCCUGAUGCUGGACUAGGACUAGGAGACAUCUUGAAGCCUGAUUUGGUCUUGCCAUUAAUUGAGAACCUGCCCAUUGAACAAUUGGCAUCACAUCUUCCAGAGGGCUCAUGGACCCCCAGUGAUAUCCUUGAGCUUCUCCAAAGUCCUCCUUUGCGUCAACAACUAGAUGCAUUCACCCAUGUGCUACGGACUGGGCAAAUAGAUCUUGCUCAAUUUGGAGUUGACCCUAGUAAAUAUAAGUUUACAGUGGUCUCAUUCCUGGAGGCUUUGGAAGACUCAGUUGCGAAAGCAGAAUCCUCCUCCGCGUCUGGAGACAAGGAUGUGGAACCCAAGCGAGGCGGCGGAAACGAUCCCAUGGACGAGAGCUGAUAGAGCAGCACCCACGUACGCGUCUGAAUACGAAUCUUCUUCCCCUGUCAUGUGGGACAAGUCUUGUGUUUGCAUGAAACGCUCAUGGUGUACUUUGGCACACUACAAGUAAGCAUCUAGAUGAAUUUUGGACUCCCUGUGAACUAGUGCUAGGCAGCAGGAUGAUUAUUUGGGGGGUAAAAAGGCAUGUCCCAUUUCUAUGCCGACGAUUUGAGUAUUAUUAUUGCUUUGAUGUUUGA